UUUCCCAGUAAAACUUUAGUAUUGACGCACUUUAUCCUCUUUCUCUCUCUUUUUUUCCGCCCAUUUCAGUGGAAGAGGGAGGAAUUGCUGCCCACAAGUCCGUGGUGGAGCAGCACAAUCAAUCGCACAAUCAUCUGCCUGCUCAUCGUGUGCAUCGUGUACUUCUCCUACACCUUCAACUCCUGCCUCGUGUCCAGCAUCAACAGAGCCUUCCGUCGCCAAUCCGCACCUCCAGCGCCCAGAGAGGCCGAUCUCACUACGACGUCCACGACAGAGGCGCCCGAGAUGCGCAUCUUGGGGUCAAUUGUGCGUGUGGUGCCUCUGAUUCCAGGCUCGGAGUGCAAUGAAUCCGAGUCGUUUCCCAAGUAUCGCCUGCUGCAGACGCAGGGCGUCGUGCCCACGCGCCAGCUGCCCGACACACUCAUCAUUGGCGUGAAGAAGAGCGGCACCAGAGCGUUGCUGGAGUUCGUGCGCCUCCAUCCGGACGUGCGCGCGGCCGGCUGCGAGGUGCACUUCUUCGACAGGCACUACAGCAAGGGCCUGCACUGGUAUCGCCACCACAUGCCGCCGACCAUCGAGGGCCAGCUGACGAUGGAGAAGACGCCCAGCUACUUCAUCACCAAGGAAGUGCCUCAGCGCGUCCACCACAUGAAUCCCAACAUGCGCCUGCUCAUCGUGGUGCGCGAUCCCGUGACGCGCGCCAUCAGCGACUACACGCAGGCGGCCAGCAAGAAGAAGGGCAUGAAGCGCUUCGAGGAGCUGGCCUUCGUCAACGGCUCCCUGGGCGUGGUGGACACCAAGUGGGCGCCCGUGAAGAUCGGCGUGUACGCCAAGCACCUGGAGCGCUGGCUGCAAUAUUUCCCACUCUCGCAGUUCCUCUUCGUCAGCGGCGAGCGCCUGAUUGAGGAUCCAGCGGCGGAGAUUGGCCGCGUGCAGGACUUCCUGGGCCUCAAGCGCGUCGUCACUGAGAAGCACUUUUACUUCAAUGCCACCAAGGGCUUCCCGUGCCUCCUCAAGUCCGAGUCCAGCUCCAGUCCGCACUGUCUGGGCAAGACCAAGGGCAGAAAUCACCCGGUGAUCGAGCAGAACGCCAUCACGCGCCUUCGUGAGUUCUAUCGUCCGUUCAACGUGAAGUUCUACCAGAUCACGGGCAUCAACUUUGGCUGGCCGUGAGUCCUCCACAAUGCCAAUUUCACCUCCCAGGACAUACGUAAGAGAGACCCUGAAGCACGUCUUUUCGAUGAAUUUACACACUCACACACAGAGAGAGAAUCCUCGUGGCGAAGAACCGGAGGAUGGCAUAAGAAGACAAUUUAGUCGUGAUACUAGAAUCAAUAAUUGUAAUAUUGUACUCAAGUAU
Messenger RNA from Phlebotomus argentipes, 1360 nucleotides. It is a transcript of the gene Hs3st-B, whose product is annotated as heparan sulfate glucosamine 3-O-sulfotransferase 6. The record is from RefSeq and is a predicted model, not a curated record. The transcript has a single exon. Lineage: Eukaryota; Metazoa; Arthropoda; Insecta; Diptera; Psychodidae. Gene Ontology annotation, molecular function: [heparan sulfate]-glucosamine 3-sulfotransferase activity. The annotation marks the transcript as partial.